UUGGCAAUGAUAUCUUGAGUCUCUGGGUGACAAGUUCAAUAAACUACAAACAAAAAAUCAGUGGAACAUCCUCUGAACAAAUAAGAUUCACAAUAUGUUGCAUACCGAAUACAAGUUUCUUAAUAGGAGUCAGUGUUGUGAAGAUAUCACCAGAUAUACAGGAGAAGUCAUAGAAAAGAAUGGCUAUCAUUGGAAGAUGUUCGAACUAUGUACAGAAGACGGAUAUUAUGUAACUCUAUUCAGGAUACGAACGAAAAAUGUUAAAAAUCCGAUAAAAGCACUACCUGUUUUGAUAGUUCAUGGUUUUACAGCUAGUGUAGCUGAAUCAGUUAUGGAAAAACACCAACUGGGUUAUUAUUUGGCUGAUUUUGGAUUAGAUGUUUGGAUUGCGAACUGUAGAGGAACCACAUAUUCGAGGGGACACAAAACAUAUAAAGAGAAUUCCGAGAAAUACUGGGAUUAUAGUUUCCAUGAAAUCGGUAUUUAUGAUGUUCCAAUAUUUAUUGAUUUCAUAUUGGAACAAACUCAACAAAAAAAACUGUAUUAUAUUGGGGUCUCACAAGGAUGUAUAGCACUAUCGAUACUAUUAUCUACAAGACUAGAAUACAAUGACAAAAUAGAAGUCGCAUGUUUCCUAUGUCCAGCAAUGAAGUACAAAGACACUAAAUUGUCACUGAUGAAGGUUUUUUUUUACUGUGUCCCACCAGCCUUGCAGUGGUUCGCUGACAACUUACAUAUACCUCUACAAGGAGACAUAUUAUGUUAUUUGACGAGAGUAAUUGGACUUGAAGCUUCUAAAUAUAGUAUUGGGCGUUCUAUAUUCAGUUUACUAUGGAGUUAUAUUGGGGGUUAUCAAAUCGGAGAAUCCAGUAAAGACUUGAAACCUGAACUGUUGUGUCGAACCUCACCAAAUACUGUUUCCCUGAAGCAAUUAGUGCAUUUUUCACAGAUAGUCAGAGGUUGCAGAUUCACAAUGUAUGAUUAUGGUCCUGAACAGAAUAUGAAAUUAUAUAAGAAGAAGGUACCACCCUCCUAUGACAUAUCAAAGGUUUCUGUUCCUAUUGGUCUAUUUUAUUCCAAGAAUGAUACAUGUUAUGGAGUGAAGGAUAUGGACGAUUUAUCUAAAGAAUUGGGCAACUGUGUUUAUAAAUUCAUUGUAGAAGAUGACAAGUUCAACCAUUUCGACUUCGUUUAUCAUACUAAUGUGAGAGACAUGCUGUACAAACACGUUUUAGAUUUCAUGAAAAAAUAUAUCCCUCAUCGAUUAUGAUGGAAAUAAUGAUUGGUUAGGCAAGGUGUGAUUACUUAAGCAAGCAAAUCUCUUAACACCAAUUUUUGUUUUAUAUUUUGAAUAUAAAUUAUUUUUUCACAACUAA
Harmonia axyridis is the source of this 1376-nucleotide messenger RNA. RefSeq names its product lipase 1-like. Bases 95 to 1270 code for a protein of 391 amino acids. Lineage: Eukaryota; Metazoa; Arthropoda; Insecta; Coleoptera; Coccinellidae. The record is from RefSeq and is a predicted model, not a curated record. Gene Ontology annotation, molecular function: hydrolase activity, acting on ester bonds. The transcript is spliced from 7 exons.